AUACACGAAUCGAACGUCGCUAGACUAGUCACGUGAUCGACAUUGUCUUAUUUUUUCUCAUCGAGCGUUCGGUUGAACGAAACGAAUAUUUGCGAUAUUUCCGCGCGCAAAAGUGUUUUGUUUCGAUGAGUUUAUGUUUGUUUUUUAAGUAUUUGAUAUUCGUAUAGAUGCCGGGAUUGAAAUAAGAGCAGGAAAUCUUUUGAGGAAGUGGAGUGACAGCCCCGCUGUAAAUCAAGAUGGCAGGUCUGUCUUUGUAUUUUGAAGAUGGUCAUGAUGAUUUAGAUGACUUUGGAUUCGAUGACUAUGGUUCAGAGUGUGAUGGGAUUCGGAUAACAGCAUUCCUGGAUGCAGGCCAGGAUAAUCUCACCCCUCUGGGUCGGCUGGAGAAAUAUGCUUUCAGUGAAAACGUCUUCAACAGGCAAAUUGUGGCUCGUGGAUUGCUCGAUGUGCUCCGGGAGUUCAGUGAUAAUGAAAAUGACUUUAUCAGCGUUAUGGAAACAGUUGCCAGAAUGUCUGAGGAUGGAGAACCGUCAGUGCGAGCAGAGCUGAUGGAACAGAUACCAAACAUUGCCAUGUUCCUUCAUGAAAAUCGGCCCAAUUUCCCCGAAGCCUUCUCACGGUAUCUGGUACCCAUUGUGGUCCGGUAUCUAACAGACCCUAAUAACCAGGUGCGAAAGACGAGCCAGGCUGCUCUGCUAGUGCUACUUGAACAGGGUCUGAUGAGUAAGGCAGAUAUGGAGGGAAAGGUCUGCCCUGUGAUUCUGGAGCUCACUGAACCCAGCAGUGACGAUGAUUACAAGAUCGAAGCAGUCGCGAUCAUGUGCAAGCUGGUGACCAUGUUAACUAAAGACACGGUGGAACACCUUUUAUUGCUGCGCUUUUGUGAACUCUGCAGUGACGUCAAACUAUUUCAAGUCCGCAAGGUUUGUGCUGCAAACUUUGGCGAGUUCUGUUCUAUUGUUGGCCAGGAAGCCACAGAGAAACUUCUGAUGCCCAAGUUUUUCGACCUGUGCUCAGACAGUCUGUGGGGUAUUCGGAAAGCCUGUGCUGAAUGCUUCAUGGUUGUUUCAAACUGCACUUCUCCAGAGGUGCGGCGUACUAAAUUGUCCCCCUUGUUCAUCAACCUCAUUAGUGAUCAGUCACGCUGGGUACGCCAGGCUGCGUUCCAGUCUCUAGGUCGUUUCAUCUCCACAUUUGCCAACCCUUCAAUCACAGGAUUACAUUUCUGUGAGGAUGGAACCCUCCGUGAGAUACAGAAGAUCUGCUCAGGGAGCCACAGACAAGAAAUGACCACCAGCAACUCCAGUAACAGCCGCAAUGCCUCCAUCGAUGGUUCUCCACACAGUCUCAUUCAGUCCCAUUCAGAGCAGCAACAAUCCACUCCAGUUCUGACGGGUCCACCAUCACAUCCUCCAGAAGGCAGUUCCUCUACCCAAACCCAAGAAGAUGGGAUCAGACUGGGCCACCCUGAACACUCAGCCCCUCUGUCCCACCAGCAGACGGACGAGUGCACAAUGUUCAAUUCAUUCAACUUCUGGAGAGCCUCACUACCUGACAUCACUGAAGAGCUGGAACUCUUACAAGAAGAGAAAAGAGAUGAGGUGAUAGAGAAACGAGAUGAGACCAUGAGGGAGACGGAAGGUGAGGGGAAAGAAGAUGUGCCAAGUUUAGAUUCACAAGGCCCAGCCACCAGCUCUCAGAUCCAGAAGGUUUUGGACUGUCUUCAGCCUCACCUGGAUGAUCCUGAUGUGCAAGCUCAAGUGAAGGUGUUGUCCGCUGCGCUGAAAGCUGCCCAACUAGAGAGUGAGACAGAAGAUGCCGAUGAGUCUGUGUCAGAGAAUAAUGGUUCCACAGGCUCCCCGACGUCUGAUGAGCUCAGUGCCAUGAGUGAACUCUCACUGACAGACGCAGAGACCUCAGAUUUACCCUCCAGUUCACCAGUGCCGGUAGACGACUCUGAACACAGCCCUGAGGAGUCAGUCCUAAUAGAAAAUGUGGAGGAGGACAAAGAUUCAGACACAGCUAAAAUGUGUGAAGAGGAGAAGUCUAAAUUUCAGAAUGUAAUUCCACAGCAGUUGCUGGAUCAGUAUCUGUCCAUGACAGACCCCGCUCGAGCUCAGACCGUAGACACUGAGAUCGCCAAACACUGUGCAUUCAGCUUGCCAGGUGUUGCCCUAACUCUGGGCAGACAGAACUGGCACUGCCUCAAAGACACAUAUGAGACCCUUGCUACAGACGUACAGUGGAAGGUGCGGCGGACGCUGGCGUUCUCUAUCCACGAGUUGGCAGUGAUUCUGGGAGAUCAGCUGACUGCAGCUGACCUGGUGCCCAUAUUUAACGGCUUCCUCAAAGAUCUCGAUGAGGUGCGGAUAGGAGUCCUCAAACACCUGUAUGAUUUCUUGAAGCUUCUUCAUGCCGAUAAGCGUCGGGAGUAUCUGUAUCAGCUGCAGGAGUUCAUGGUGACGGACAACAGCCGAAAUUGGAGAUUCCGCUAUGAGCUAGCUGAGCAGCUCAUCCUGAUCAUUGAGUUGUACAGCCACAGCGAUGUGUAUGACUACCUCAGACAGAUCGCACUUAACCUUUGCUCUGACAAAGUGUCAGAAGUGCGAUGGAUCUCCUAUAAACUGGUGGUGGAGAUCCUGCAGAAGUUGUAUGCCUGUGAAGCUCAUGAUCUAGGUCUGAAUUUCAUUAAUGAGCUCAUUAUGAGAUUUUGCCACUGUCCCAAAUGGGUCGGACGUCAGGCAUUUGCAUUCAUUUGCCAGGCCAUUGUGGAGGAGGACUGUAUGCCCAUAGACCAGUUUGCACAGCACCUUCUACCCAGUCUGCUCAGCCUCUCAUCAGAUCCUGUACCCAACGUACGUGUGCUGGUGGCCAAGGCGUUACGGCAGAGUGUGUUGGAAAAACCAUACUUCAAGGACCCAGGCAGCGCUUACUCGGAUGAGCUGGAAGAGGCUCUGUCUGAGCUAAGGAUGGACAAGGACAGGGACGUGCGGUUCUUCGCCACACUGGAUCCCAACAGAAACGUCAUGGACACAGCAGCGUUAAUUUAGCACCAUGUACUGCCCGCACACAAGAACAAGCACCAGCAGGAACAACACUAAACGAAUCGAAGUGUUUACAAAUAGGAACUACUGACAAAGACCUUCACACACACAGUGUAUCCUUAUGCUCUCCUGAUACGCUCCACAUUUGACAGUGCAUUCAUAUAGUAUGCAUGUAUACACAAAACGGCUCAUUUGUAAAACGUUUCUACUGAUGUAGCUAGCUAAAUCUUAAAUUGGAUCCUUAAAAUAUGCAAAUGUGUGCGUAUUUAUGGUAAUACGACUAAUAUAGCCUUGCAAAUUUGAUCUUCCACAGUGGUUUUUACCAUUUAGAUUAUUAAAUUGUGAGAUUGCCUUGUCAAGCAAUUACAAAUUACAAUUACAAAGUCAAGGACCACUCAACCUCUCCCUUACACAGCCUCGGUUUUACCACCCAAACACACACACACUUUCAAACACAGAAUAACCAUCUCACCUCUCUGAACGGUGCAAGAUUGUUUUUUUUUUUGCACCUUCGCGGCAGCAGAAAGUAUUUGGAGACACAAGAUGCAUCUUCCUCUUCAUCAGACCUUUGAGAUGCUACCAGCUGCCCCUCCAAAGCUACUUUUUCUCCAUUUCCUUUUCUUGUGGAUUUCUUGAAACAAAAAGGACUAAGAAUGCAUAAGCAGACUGACACAGUGAAGUGCUACUAACUCAGGGAGACCUGAUAUUCAGAUUUUUUUUUUUUUAAAGCUGCAAUGCCACAAAAUGCUUUCAAGCUGAGCCCAAGUGAUGCUGCAGAACUUUUGCUGCAUUUACCAAUCUCUCAUUUACCUGUCCCUCAGGAUCCACCCAGAUCGUUGCAGGAAACGGUGUUUAAAAAUGGCAAAUGAGCGAAUUUUUGCAGCUCAGGAGCUGAAGACCUCCCUCUCUUUUUGCUCUAACCUUUUGUAGCUCACAAGAAUUCGCUUUGUUUUAAUGUACAUGUUUUUUCUGCGUGUUUUGAGUGUGGUCUAGUUGUACAUAACCUCCUCGUCUUCCCUGAUUGGUGGAGAUUGGUUUUUUUCCUCACCGUUUUAUAAAUAUAAGGGGCCAGUAUUUUAGAGUGGUGUCAGGAGUUGCUUUUCAAGCAAACUUUACAGCCACUAGAUGACAUUUAGAUUGAAAAUCCUCUUGUCCGACGAAAUUAACAUUAAAACAUUAAUGAAAUCUUGAUUGGUUAAUUCAGAGCAAAGAGGGCCUGACCUGCAGAGAGCGCUGUUUGGUUGUCUGUGGAAAACGCCACACUUCUGACACGGUUUAGUCAGAUUUGCACUAGUUAAUCAAAGCACGCACAAAUUUGCUAUUUAUAAGCUAUUUUGUGCUUGAAGUUGAUUUGACCGACCAUUCGUUUUUACAAAGCAUGGUUGUGCUGCUCUUGGUAUCAGUUAACUCACGUCUAGCUGCUGAUCGGUUAUCAGUAUGCCUGUUUUUAUGGUUUAUAUAUUUAAAUUAGGAGGACUGGACACACAUCAGCAUGUAAAGGCAAACUUUGCCAAGAGCACUUUACUAUUAAGGGUUCAAUGGAUAGAGAAUUGCAGGUCCUUGUUUUAUACAGUAUAAUAAUUAAUAAAUAAAUCUGUUGGAAUGGGGGAAUCAUGAUAAAUCAGUGGUUCAGAUUUUCAAAAUAAGGCAACUUUCUUGACCAAACUCAAGUGGUGCUCGGAUCCGUUGCAUUUAUUCUCAAAGAUGUGUAUAUGGAAUAUGUUUAUGGAUUGUUUAUAUGGAAUGGUUAAAAAAAUUGAACUACAGCCUGUAAACAAAUUUAUAAUAUGAUUUUAUUGAUGAUAUCUACAGGAGUCAAGGCCAGUCUUUUUUCCUAUGGCGAUAUUUGGUUUGGAAUUAUAUAGCGGGAGAAGUUGUUUUCUCUGUGUUCCCAUGUGUGUUUGUGUGUCUGCAUGCAUCUGUGUGUGGCUGUUUGUCCUUUUUGUUUUCAAUCCCGUAUGGACCAUGUUGAAAGUAUAUAUAUAUUUUGUUAGAUUGUUAUAUUUUCCCCAAUAAAUUCUCCUGUGUGAUUUACUGAGGCACUGACAUCACUGAUGUGUCAACUAAACCACUUCAAACUGUGCACAUGUACCGAUCCAGUAGAUUUCCAGUAAUGUUACAAUAUUAUGAUACAAGCAUCUGAUUCGAUUUUUUUGCCCCCUUUUAAUCUUCUCAAUGUAUCAUGUUCAAAGAUUUUAUAUCCUAACCUUUCAGGUUACAACCUUUGUAAUUUUCUGUACAUCUGCUUUAAAUACAUUUUAUGUAUUGUUAUUUUUAGUAUUCAUUAAUUAAAAUAAUAUACAUUUGAAA
Messenger RNA from Carassius gibelio (silver crucian carp), 5354 nucleotides. Its product is annotated as serine/threonine-protein phosphatase 4 regulatory subunit 1. Gene Ontology annotation, biological process: protein dephosphorylation. Gene Ontology annotation, molecular function: protein phosphatase regulator activity; protein binding. NCBI's taxonomy places the organism in Eukaryota, Metazoa, Chordata, Actinopteri, Cypriniformes, Cyprinidae. The coding region runs from base 237 to 3050 and encodes 937 amino acids. The transcript is spliced from 20 exons. The record is from RefSeq and is a predicted model, not a curated record.